Messenger RNA from Manis javanica (Malayan pangolin), 2206 nucleotides. RefSeq names its product integrator complex subunit 15 (gene INTS15). NCBI's taxonomy places the organism in Eukaryota, Metazoa, Chordata, Mammalia, Pholidota, Manidae. The record is from RefSeq and is a predicted model, not a curated record.
GCCGUUGUCGCUCUCGCGUUCUUCCUCCGCCGGGCUCCGUGGCGUCGGGCUCCCGCCGCUCUCGGGGGCGCCGCCGUCGCACAGCUGGGGCGCCCGCCGUCCAGCAGCGAUGGCCCCCUGAGCGGGCCCGAGCGCAUAGCAGUGGGAGGGCGCCGCGGGCGGGCCCGGGGUCGGCGGGUGGAGGCCGGGCCGCGGCCUCUUUGUCUCCAGGGCGGCGGGCGCGUCCGCGGGGCUCGGGCGGAAGUCCCAACGCGCUCCCGGCGCGCCGGACAGAGCGGCCGCACCAUGAGCGACAUCCGCCACUCGCUGCUGCGCCGGGACGCGCUAAGCGCCGCCAAGGAAGUGCUGUACCACCUGGACAUCUACUUCAGCAGCCAACUGCAGAGCGCACCACUGCCCAUCGUGGACAAGGGCCCCGUGGAGCUGCUCGAGGAGUUCGUGUUCCAGGUGCCCAAGGAGCGCGGCACGCAGCCCAAGAGAUUGAAUUCACUUCAGGAGCUCCAACUUCUUGAAAUCAUGUGCAAUUAUUUCCAGGAGCAAACCAAGGACUCUGUCCGGCAGAUUAUUUUCUCAUCCCUUUUCAGCCCCCAAGGGAACAAAGCUGAUGACAGCCGAAUGAGCCUGCUGGGAAAACUGGUCUCUAUGGCAGUGGCCGUGUGUCGGAUCCCCGUGUUGGAGUGUGCGGCCUCCUGGCUCCAGCGGACGCCGGUGGUCUACUGUGUGAGGUUAGCCAGGGCCCUCGUGGAUGACUACUGCUGUUUGGUGCCAGGAUCUGUUCAGACGCUGAAGCAGAUAUUCAGUGCCAGCCCCCGCUUCUGCUGCCAGUUCAUUACUUCCGUCACUGCGCUUUAUGACCUGUCAUCAGAUGAUCUCAUCCCACCUUUGGACUUGCUUGAAAUGACUGUCAACUGGAUUUUUGAGGACCCAAGGUUGAUUCUCAUCACUUUUUUAAAUACUCCAAUUGCCGCCAAUCUCCCAAUAGGAUUUUUAGAGCUCACCCCACUCACUGGAUUGAUCCGCUGGUGUGUGAAGGCCCCCCUGGCUUAUAAAAGGAAGAAGAAGCCCUCCUUGUCCAAUGGUCACGUCACUGCCAAAGUUAUAAAGGACUCGGGAGGGAUGGACAGAGACUCACACCUCUUGUUCUCAAAACUCCAUCUCAGCGUCCUGCAGGUUCUCAUGAUGCUCCAGGUGCAUUUGACCGAGAAGAAUCUCUAUGGGCGCCUGGGGCUGAUCCUGUUUGACCACAUGGUCCCACUGGUGGAGGAGAUCAACAGAUUGGCAGAUGAACUGAACCCCCUCAACGCCUCCCAGGAGAUCGAGCUCGCUCUGGACCGGCUCGCUCAGGCUUUGCAGGUGGCCAUGUCCUCUGGAGCCCUGCUGUGCACUAGAGAUGACCUGAGAACCCUGUGCUCCAGGCUGCCCCAUAAUAACCUGCUCCAGCUGGUGAUCUCGGGCCCAGUGCAGCAGUCGCCACACGCAGCACUCCCCCCUGGGUUCUACCCUCACAUCCACACGCCCCCGCUAGGCUACGGGGCUGUGCCAGCUCACCCUGCCGCCCACCCUGCGCUGCCCACACACCCCGGACAUACCUUCAUCUCAGGCAUGACGUUUCCAUUCAGGCCCAUCCGCUAGGCCGGCCCCUAUGCACCCUGAGUGGCAGCAUGCCUUGUGCGCCUGGGUUGGAGGAAGCCUUGCAGAGAAAGGGAGACUGGCCCCAUAGGUGAGGGCCUUUGGGAGGCAGCAGGCAGCCCCUCCUCACUGGCAGAACCUUCUUGGUGCAGAAGUUGGGCCUUGCAGGCUAGGUACCUCCUGCGCAGUCACGGUCUUAGGAGUCCCGCUUGGAUGGUGGAAGGAAGAGCAUCCGGGGCUCUGAGUGAUGCCAGGCCCGUGCACCUGGGGCAUCGUGUGUCACUGCAGACAGCACCCCAGGCCUGUGCCCAGAGCCUUGUGAGAAGCAGCAUUUGCCAGUCCCCUUGUCUGGCUUCUUUCUCGUGACUGUGAUGUGUCCCUGCCAGCAAACAGGCUGCUUUGAUGGCUCCGUGAGCUCCAAGCUGAGGCGGUGAUGCAGGCCUACACACAACACUUGGCCCGUUCCAGGAAUCCUGUGCGGUGGCCCCACCACCACCACUGAGAAGAGGAACCUCUCUCUUUUAUUGGGGUCUCUAAAUUUUCCUUUCAUAUUUUCAAAUAAAGUUUUUCUAAACAA